Syngnathus acus (greater pipefish) is the source of this 1842-nucleotide messenger RNA. Its product is annotated as SEC14-like protein 2. Lineage: Eukaryota; Metazoa; Chordata; Actinopteri; Syngnathiformes; Syngnathidae. The coding region runs from base 216 to 1445 and encodes 409 amino acids. The record is from RefSeq and is a predicted model, not a curated record. Gene Ontology annotation, cellular component: cytoplasm. The transcript has 12 exons.
AGGAAGAGGAGGAAGUGAACGAGGGGAGUCAUGUUUGUUCAAUAGUUCCCCUUUCUCCCCUUUUGACGUCACCUGCCGCCGGUGGAGGCAGAGAUCGUGGCGAGUUUGACGGGGGCGGGCGUCCGGUCGCCUGCCCGAUUAGCCGCUUUGUUCGUGUCAGCACUUUGGAGUCAUCACCAUCCUCCUUCCCAAGAGCUUAUCGUCUGGCCGCUGACAUGAGCGACAGGCUGGGAGACCUCAGCCCCAAGCAGGUUGAAGCACUGCGACAGUUCCGGGAGAGGAUUCAAGACGUUCUUGCUCAACUUCCUGCCCAGCAUGACCACUUUCUGCUCCGCUGGCUUCGAGCCAGAAACUUCAACGUGCAGAAGUCGGAGGCCAUGUUGCGAAAGCACAUCGAGUUCAGGAAGCGAAUGGAGGUGGACAGCAUCAUCAGUGACUGGCGGCCUCCCGAGGUGAUCGAAAAGUACCUGUCGGGCGGCAUGUGCGGCUACGACCGCGACGGCAGCCCAGUGUGGUACGACGUGAUUGGGCCCAUGGACCCCAAAGGUCUGUUCCUGUCCGCCUCCAAGCAGGACUUCAUCCGCUCCAAGAUCCGUGACUGCGAGAUGCUGCAGCGAGAGUGCCUGGCGCAGUCGCGAAAGUUGGGCAAGACGGUGGAGUCCAUCACAAUGAUCUAUGACAUGGAGGGCUUGGGACUCAAGCACCUAUGGAAGCCUGCCAUCCAAACCUACGGAGAGAUCCUACAGAUGUUUGAGGACAACUAUCCAGAGGGCCUCAAGAAGCUUUUUGUCAUUAAGGCUCCCAAACUCUUCCCGGUGGCCUACAACCUUGUCAAGCAUUUCCUGAGUGAGAUCACGCGGCAGAAGAUCUUCAUCCUGGGCGCCGACUGGCAGCAAGUGCUCCUGGGGCACAUCGACGCCGAGCAGCUGCCCGUCGUUUACGGCGGCAAACUGACGGACCCCGAUGGAGACCCUCGCUGUCGGACCCGGAUCAACCACGUGGGUCCGGUCCCGCCCUCCUACUACGUGCGGGAUCAUGUGUCAGUGGAAUACGAUCAGUGUUUGACUGUCAGUCGUGGGUCCACGCGACAACUGGAUUAUGAGAUUCUCUUUCCGGGAUGCGUCCUCAGGUGGCAGUUUUGCAGUGAGGGUGCCGACAUUGGCUUCGGCGUCUUCCUGAAGGCCAGAACGGACGAGUGGAAAAAGGCGGCCGAGAUGGAGACAGUGGUGCCGAGUCAGCGCUACAAUGCUCACCUGGUGCCUGAAGACGGCUCGCUGACAUGCGAGCACCCCGGCGUGUACGUGCUGCGAUUCGACAACACGUACAGCAUCUUCCAAGCCAAGAGGAUCAGCUUCACGGUCGAGGUUUUGCUGCCAGACCGCUUGAAGACACAACAGGCCGCUGCGACGUCCAAUCAAAAUAAAGACUCAACAGAAAGCACCUAAUCGAAACCAAGAAUAUCACAACGGAGGAAAGGGGUAUUGGACCAGCACACCCGAACAAACAGUAAUAACAAUAUUAUAAUAAAAUGUAACGAGAAUACGGUAUUUGUUUGAUUUGCAAAUUUUCAUUUUGGUUUGUUUGUUUUGCUACACAUUUUACUGAGUCCAAGAGAUUUGUUCAAAGUAGUAGUAGUAUCCUAAUUUUAAAUAAGAAAUUAAAAUGGUGUCCAAUUUUUUUGACAAAAUGUUCAGUGAACUUUGUUUUGGUUGAUUAGUGUCCGUAUUUGGUUACGUCAUCAACGUUUACAAGGAAUGCGCGAUGUUUUUUUUUUUUUUUCUUCAAACCACUAAGUUGUGUUGAACUGGUCGCUUUCGGAGCAACAAAUAAACGGCUUUGCCU